Messenger RNA from Lingula anatina, 1146 nucleotides. Its product is annotated as motile sperm domain-containing protein 1. The record is from RefSeq and is a predicted model, not a curated record. Lineage: Eukaryota; Metazoa; Brachiopoda; Lingulata; Lingulida; Lingulidae. Gene Ontology annotation, cellular component: cytoplasm.
UUAAACUUACGUUUAUCAAUUUAUGCGUCGCUCCGAAACUAAACAUUCCGUUUUAUUUGGAAAAGAGCACAACCCGAAGACGUACACAACAAUAAACCAGUAGUGGAGGCUUGAUGAGUGACGGGUGUGAUAGAAAGUGUUAUCCAAGGUGAUGCAGAGCCCUCCUUCCAGUCUCAGCGAUGGAAAACUCCCUGUAUUUGUCUUCCCUUCCUCCUUAAUCUUCUACUCAGAUGACCAAUCCACACAUAAACAGGUGCUCACUUUGUACAACCCCUAUGAAAUGGCGCUGAGAUUUAAGGUCCAGUGCACUGCUCCUAAGAAAUACUCUGUCAUAGAUCCAGAGGGAGUGGUCAAACCAAGGUGCUGUGUGGAUGUUGUGAUACGCCAUGUAGAUAUCUGUAUAAAACAUGAAGGUGUUCUUGACAAGUUCAGGAUUCAGGUGUAUGAACAGGGAUCUAGGAAAAUGGCAGGGAAGAAGGAGGUCACAUCAGUCCUCUAUCCCACACGGGACAGCCAGGUCAAGUCUGAGGACACAUUUGAAAGCCUUCCUACUGUCCCAGGUGGGAAAAUGGGAGAGCAGCUCAGUAUUCCUAUAAGACCAGGUCAAUCUCAGUCCACUAGUCCAAGCCUGGUCAUCAUCAUGGCGGCCAUUGCGUGUAUCGCUGCACUCAUGCUUCCAACUGUAGGUGACAAGAAUAUCAAAGUGCCAGAAUACUUAGUGCUCUCAGUAAACCAGAAACUUAUAGCUGCUUAUGUCUUAGGUUUAGUCACAAUGGUUUUGUUGAGAACAUGACGAAAGAUUCCUGAUGCUGACUGGGACGUAGAUGCUCAAGAAUUCUGCCUAUGUGUUUUGAUGUGAUAGUAGAUGUUUGUGAAGGGGCUAGAUAUAUAUUCUAGAACUGUGACUUUGUGCAGUAGGAUUUAACCACAUUCAGUACAGCGGACUAACAGAUCCCUGGAUAAAAUAUUGCGACCACUAAAAAACUUUCCGCUUAAUUCCUGAUCAGACACUGAAUAGAUUCCCCAUGGGGAUAAUGCAACAAGCAUUCAAGUGGUCCGCGGGUCUGCUAGUUGGCUGUUCUGAAGGUAGCCUUAGGGACCUGUGUCACAAUAGAAAUUUAGAUGGAAAGUAGAAAUAUUGAAAUA